This is a messenger RNA of Penicillium maclennaniae, 342 nucleotides long. RefSeq lists its product as uncharacterized. The transcript has 8 exons. The record is from RefSeq and is a predicted model, not a curated record. Gene Ontology annotation, cellular component: endoplasmic reticulum membrane. Gene Ontology annotation, biological process: protein insertion into ER membrane. Lineage: Eukaryota; Fungi; Ascomycota; Eurotiomycetes; Eurotiales; Aspergillaceae. Gene Ontology annotation, molecular function: protein folding chaperone. Bases 1 to 342 code for a protein of 113 amino acids.
AUGGCCUCAAACAAGGAUAUGCGGAGGGCUGAUCUGGCGAUCCCAUAUGUCGACCCGCCUAAGAGCACCAGUGAUGCCGACAUCUCCAGCACAAUGUCGAGCACGAUGCCGAUGGCAGCGAUGUUCACGCGUAACAGAAUGAUUGGAUGGGUGUCCUUUGUCUUCUCCCUCCAGUCCUGGCUCGGAGAGUCCGAGGAACAGAAGAAGACCGCCGCUACUCCGGCCUACAUGUCUGUUGGCAUGUCCUUGAUGGCUCUCAUUGUCACCUACUUCCCCCUCUUCAUGCCUCCUCAGGUUGCGAAGGGUGCCACUGCUGCUGGACCCCCUACGCCCUCGCCGUGA